Messenger RNA from Cadophora gregata, 1662 nucleotides. RefSeq lists its product as uncharacterized. Lineage: Eukaryota; Fungi; Ascomycota; Leotiomycetes; Helotiales; Ploettnerulaceae. The coding region runs from base 1 to 1662 and encodes 553 amino acids. The record is from RefSeq and is a predicted model, not a curated record. The transcript is spliced from 4 exons.
AUGUCCCGCGAUCCAUACCGCUCUUCGGGACCAGACCUGCCAUAUGGCGGUCGUGGCGGACAACGCUGGGAUAGCGAGCGUUUCGCACAGGAGCGGGAGCGCGCACGCUUCGGCGGCGGUCCUCCUGGCCCCGGAUACGGAGAACGCGAACGAUUCGAGGAACGAGAGUCUAGUUUCCUGCGGGCUCCCGGAGGACGAGUGCGAGAGCGGUCUGUUGACGAGAUUUACGAACGUCGGGGACCGAGAGGCUUCGAGGAGGAUCGAUAUGAUAGCCGACAGUACUAUGACGAACCGCCGAGACAUGCGCUUGAUCGACCAUUCGGUCGUGAGAGGGGACAGAGCAUCACGAUUGAGAAGGAGAGGGAGAGGGAGCGAGAGUUCAUCGAUCCCGAUCCACCUAUUCGACGGGGAGGAAAUCGACCAGCUUUCAUGAGGAGACAGUCGAGUUUGGAUACAUUUGACCGAAAGCCUUUGACUCGGUUCGUCGAAAGGGAGGAAUAUGGCCCUCCUGCGAGAUAUAGAGAAGAAAUUCGCGCUCCACUUCCUCCACCUCUGACACCUAUCCCCCUGCCGAGAUCAAGGGGAUUGCCGCCACCAAGACGAUAUGCUGAGAGAGAAUACGAGGAUAUCGAGAUUGCUGAGCCGGAUUACUAUGGCGAUGACUCUUUCAGAGGAUAUCCCGAGCGAGUCCGAGAAAGAGAAAUCAUUAGACGGAGAAGGCGAAGCAAGGAUAGUCGUGCAAGUCACAGUGUUAGGGGAAGUGUGAGGAGCAGCAGCUCUAGCUCCUCCAGUAGCGAGGAGACAACAAUCAGCGUGAGAAGCGAGUUCCCGAAGAAGGGUAAGACGAGGAUGCCUGCCAGACUUGUGCAUAAGAGGGCUAUCAUUGAACUGGGAUAUCCAUUUGAAGAAGAGGGCGAUGUAAUCAUUAUUCAGAAGGCUCUUGGCCGUGAGAACAUUGACGAAGUGAUCAAAUUGAGCGAGGAUUUCAGAAAUGCAGAAACUGUGAAAGAAAGAGAAACAACUCUAACAACCUACCUCGUUGGUCCAGAAGCGGAAAUGUCCGGAGCACGCUCUGAAGCCGGUACUGUCGUUGAGGAGAGACAUGAAGUUUUCACCGUUCCCCCACCACCUCCACCACCAGGAAACUUUGCUCCACCACCCCCUCCACCCGUCCAGAUUGUGCAAGAUACGAAGAUUGUCGAACAUGUUGGCCCGCCACACCACCACCAUCACCCCGAUCCCGUAAUUAUCAACACUGGACCUGGUCCUCGUGAGGAAGUUUAUGAAAGAAAAGAAGUCUACGAAACGACUUCCGGCCCUGUUGGCCCUCUGGCACUCGCGGUUCGACCUCACGAUCACCGAAAGGACGAGCGGGCCAUUCGUGCAGAGAUCAGAGCUCUAGAGGCCGAGAAAGAAGCUCUCCGAGCCGAGAAGCGAGCUGAGCGAGAACUCCGUAAAGCAGACCGCAUCCGCAACCACGGCCGUUCUUCAGAGGGCGAUCUAGUCCUGUACGAGCGUGAGCGUAUUGAGAGACCAGGUGAAGAGGUCACUUUGGUUAGGAGGGAGAGGAUCGAGGAGCCAGAAGGUGGUGUACGGAUUGAAAAGGAUCGAAAAGUACCACCGCCGAAAUUGGUCAGAGCUAUGCUUGCCACUCUUACUUAA